AUGGACCUUCUCCGUGCUCUAGAUGUAUUGUCGACAUCACCAAUCGACACUGACGAUCAGAACCUUCGAAAGGAGAAGAUAGAUGCAUGUCGUACGAUUGCCGAGCAGAUAUGCUCACCAACCAUCAGGAAUAACUCUGACUUUCCUAGAUUCCUAUCGAUAACGCUCUCAUUGUUGCUACGAGCACAUGGUGAUAAAGAUCUCAACGUCUACUCUGUCGCUGAAGAGAGUUUAAAUAGAACUAUAAAGAUAUUAAUAUACACAUACCAUGAGAGGAUAUUGUAUGAGUUGUUUAGAGUAUUAAAGGGACGUCCAAUGGAUCGCAAAUCAAAGGAGAGCUCAAGUGGUGAUCCUAUGACUACCACUACAUCGACAGACAAACAACAGCAUACAUCUACAACAAGCUCAUCAUCAUCAUCAUCAACAUCAAGUAGCAGUGUACUGUCAACGGCAUAUGCCAUCCUUAGCAAACCAUUCCCUUUAAAGUCACAACGUAUCGCACUUACAAAGUUUGGAGAGGUGUGCAGCUUUAUCCGUCCGUCCAAGAGCAGGAAGUACAUCACCUCAUUGAUUGGACCCAUCAAUCACCUUCUCUCAAUGACCAACGAUGAGGCCCUGCAAGAGUCGAUAGCACAGUCCAUGGAGUCGAUUGCCCGUGUAUUGAUCACCUACCUAAAGGACAGCGAGAUGACACAGGUUAUCGAAGUCUUUUUGCGCAAUCUAGCACACGGAUCUGCUGCAGUGCGUAGAGCUUCGUCAUUCUGCAUUGUAUCUAUCUGUCGCCACUAUCCACGUCCAAUCUUUGAGCAGGUGAUCGACACACUACACACAUUCACCACGCCGAGCAACACAGUAGCUUCCGACCAUCCCUCCAACAAGAUGCUUGGUGUACUCUUUACCUAUCUCCAGUUGGUAAAGCUAUCUGAAGAGUCUUCUACUAGUCAUGAUCCAGUUGAAAGACAUCAAUCAUCAGGUUCCACAACACCAAACAAUACAGUGCCAAUCACUGAUAUCUUCUCCAACAGACUACAGUUCUUCCUACAGUUCAUUCUGAAGCUUCUCAAGUCCAUCGACAAUGAGUCGUACGAUCACAAUGUAGUUGGUGCCAGUCUAGAGUUGCUACAACAGCUGCUGGUUACAUUUGGAAAGUAUGACUAUGUGUGGCCCAAGCCCCUUGUACAGCAGACUGUACACCAGCUUCGCUUGAUGGCCUUCUCUCCACAGUCCACCAUUCGUGUCAGUCUAAAGGCCGUUGUCAUUAAUUGUUUGGCACAAUCUGUCAAGUUUUUCCCUCGCACCUUCUACUCUGAGUUCUUUGCCGACCAAGAGGAACCAGUCCUAGCCCAACAGCUCUUUGACAACCUGAGUGUAUCGGAGAUUUCAUUCAAGUUGUUUGCAGACAUUUCAGCAGCAGGAGAGAAGGGUGAGCGUUCACUGGGUCUGUCCACCUCAACUCAAUCAGUGGGCAGCUUCACAUUGGACUCGAUUCCAAAGGAGGAAUAUCUUCAACAUCUUAGCGAUCCCGACCCCCUCCUGCGUGGAUCUUCAGCAUUGCUCAUCGGAUGUCUGAUCCGUGGCUUCCUAGAGGCCGACCACAUCACCAGCAACAACGUCUACCACCCCAUCAACACAACACUACUGCAAUCACAUCUUUGUAUCCCGUACCUCAUGGCUCAUCUACUUCGCGCUCUUCUCGACUCAUCUUCAAUCACAGCAAAGCUCUCAUGUACUGGUGUUGGAGAGUGUCUUCCCACGCUGUCGUUGAGUAAGCACAGUGACUGGGCUCUGGUGGCACUUCGACAUCUCUUGUGUAUCAGUUCAUCCACCUAUUGGCUGGUGAAGCUCGAGAUCCUAGAUACACUAUCAAAGAUUGACUACACGAUCAUCGAGUAUCUUGAGCAGAACAUUCAACAGAAGGCACAUGUACUCUGCACAUCGUCACCUGCGGACAAGGAGCCAGAGUCUGGAGGAUCAAUCGCCAUCGCCAUCCAGCCAAAGGUAUUGGACUUCCUCAUUGAACAGCUUGGAGACAAUGACUUUAGAGUGAGGAACUCUGCUGGCAUUGCCUUGGUCAAUAUAAUACCAAAGUUGGUAUUCACUGCACCACUCGACAAGAGAACAAUGAAAGGAAUAUCAUCAAAGGUCAGAGAGACAUUUGAUGUUCCAGGUUAUGAGAAUAUGGUCACCAAGAAAUCCAAGAUUCUUUCUAAUCUCUCACAUGUUAUUGGAUUGAUCUGUGGUAGACUCUCCAAUCCACAUCCGGACGAUAUGAUCAGAGGAUGUUAUCAUGCACUCAAACUCAUCUGCCAACAGUACUCGUUCCCUCUCUUCACACCACAAUCAUGCCGAACACUGUUGUCCACAUUGCCCAACCAGAUGCUCUCCUUUGUUGGUGACAUCCUUCCGUUGGCACUGGACAGAGUGGGAAUCAUCACUUGGAUGGCCACAGACUUUGACCUUCACAUUGACAUUAUUGAUAUUCUGGCCUACCUGAGCCGAGGUGCUGAGAACGUCCUUGGAGCAUACUGCCAGAAUGUACUGCGACACAUCUGCAGAAUGAUAAACAUCAUGUCCAACAUUGUUCAGUUCCGUCCUACGCCACCUCUCAAGGAGGUCAAACCAUUGGUAGCGGCGGGCAGCAGUGGAUCUCUGGUCAACAGUCCCCUCGUCAAGGCACCUGCACACCUUGGAGCCUUUACGCACAGCAUACACUACAUCAAGGUGUAUGCCAAACUACUUGCCGUUCGACAGAAUUCAAUAACGAUAUUUGGUGCCGACAAGUUCAACCAGGUGCGAUCAUCGGCAUUUGACGCACUAGCAGUCAUUCUCAAGUGCUCUGGCAAGUCAAUACUCCCCUACACAGAAGAGAUCCUUGGAUAUCUUACCUCUCAUUUCGAACAAGAACCACUGGCUGUUACAAAGUGUGUGACAGAGUUGUUCCUAGUCACCUUCAAGCCAACACCACUUGUCUCUAUGAGCAAUCUAUCACUUCAACCAAACCGAUCAUUGUCAAAGGAUAAUCUAAGCACCAACAACAACAACAACAACUCACCAACAUAUGAACCACGCUCUGUAGAGAUGACACCAGCAUCUGACAACACACAUGAUGCAUUGUUCUCCAAUACCAAGUCUGUGUUUUCGUCGUUCCUCACACUUGGCUCUCCUGUUGUCAACCAGUUCUACGAGUAUAUGGAUCCAGCAUCAUCACAGUCUAUCAACUACAGCUACAGCAAUCAAGAGGUCAACCGCAUCACGUCAUCCGAGGAGAAGAGGACCAUCUUUAAGCAAUUCGAACCACUGAUCACGAGUUGCAUCAUUGAGUACCAGAACACACACGAUCUCGAGUUGAAGAGAGCACUCAUAUCAAUGUUCUCAAAGUUGUCAAAGUUUGGAUUGGAUCUGUCACAAUUCGACCGAGAGCAGAAGUUGCCACUCUUCCUUUUGGAUGAACUGAAAGAGACACAAUGUCUCCUGUCAAUGCCUGCUCAGCAACUUCCCCAUCUCUACGACUUGGUUGGCUCAAUGUUCCUGACCCGCAGGAUGUAUCCCGAUGUAUUCCCAGUUGAGGAGAUCAAACGUCUGCUCUAUGAAGUCGAUCCAAACACUGGAGCAAGGCCUCAACUCUCGUUCCCUACUGCCACAAUACUGGGCAGUUGCCACUCAUUCGUCAAGUACCUUUACGAUCCCACGGACAAGUACCCCGACCAAGAGCUCCGUGAUGGCUUCCUGCAGUUCUUGAUCGCCAACCUGCACCACACUCAAUCGGUCGAGGUUGCCAUCACCAUCAUCAACACUGUUCGAAACAACAACACACUGUAUAGCAAAUACUCCAAUCUCAUCGUGCCCAAACUAUUCAAUGGUCUGGCACUUAGCGAAUCACCAUACUUUGUCAUCUCAUCGAUACGCGAUGUCUACAGAUUGUACUCUCUGAUCGACCGUCUCCAUCCAAGCUCAGUGACCGCAUCCCGCUGGGCAGACGCCCUCCUAUCAGUUUCACCAGAGUUUGUCAACUCCCCACUGUCCACCAAGAAUGAUCCAUUGAAGAGCAAACGUAUUCUAUUGCUCAAGGAACGUCUGCUUGAAGAGUAUGACCUUCGAUGGCUACCUACACUUGUGAUAUUACUUCGAACUGGACUCAAGGUACAAGAGGAGACUAGGAUAUCAUCAUCACGUCAGUCACUCUAUCUGGGCUACCACGACAACAAACACAACGCCUCGCCAGCAGCCAACAUCAUCUCUCAGAUUAUAUUCAAGUUGUUGAGGAAUGCCGUCAACUUGUUCUCCACGUUCAAGCCCACAGACCCACUGUUCUCAGAGCUGAUCAAUCACAUGCUCUACUAUACUGGUCUAUUCUUCAAUCGCAGUCUUUUGCCUAGCAAUCCCAAGCCCAGUCUCUUCCUUCAGAGCUUCAAGACAUGCGUUGACCCUGCCAUUGUACAUGAAGUCGUGCAUCCACUAUUGACCUACGGUGGAACCUCAGUGUCUAUACACGCAGUACGAUUCCUCAUGCUGCUCGGCCGUGAGCACAUGGACUUCCGUGGAUAUGCUCUCGCAACCAAGUGGCAAAUCAUUGGAUGUGAACACUUCUUGACACACCACGUCAUAUUCCUGUUGUUCUGCCAGUCACUGAUCAUCAACAACUCUGUGACACCCCAAGUGUUUACCGAGUCCUUCAUGGACAAGAUGGUGCUGCUCAUCAACGAACCAAUCGUCAAGAAACUGAUCGACACUGUCAAGGAUGAUCCAACCUUGGCCAGUAUCCUGACGGAGCAUCUAAAGAAGAUCUUCACCAAGACGCACUCAUUGGAUCUGCGUCGCAAACAGAAGUUGUUGAGACUACUGUCCUACCUGCCCAUCACGCGUGAGACCGUUCAGAUGUUGAUCAUUCACUUUUUGCAAACGGAUGACAUCUCUUUACAGAUCGCAGGCGAGCGCAUCCUCAAUCUCUCAAUCAACAGACUCAUUGACAACACCAAGAGCCCUGCCGACGGUCUGUCCAUCAUCCAACACCUCUAUUCACUGUUCAUGUCCAACUUUUAUACGUCAACCACGAACCUCUCCAUCCAAUCAACCUUUCUAAAGUUGAUCAAGAACCUGUCCACGAGCAAUCCGCAACAAACAACUGCAUCAGUGUCACCAGCAGUGGACAAUAUCUCCAAGCUUCAAAAGCCAAUCUUGGAACCACAGAGCACUUCAACACCAGACGAGUUUAGAAAGCUCAAGACCAUUGCCUACUCAGACCUGAUCGACCUUCUCAAGUCUCAGUACCAUACGUCCAGUCAUCAGUCCUUUACCAAGCUCUGGAUACUGUCUCAGGUGGACCGAGAUGCUGUCUUGGAGCUUUUAUCAUCAACCAAGCUGGACACUUCGUUGAUUCCAACCUUCAUUGCAUCACCCUACUCGAUCAACUUUGAGCAUGCAAUUCAGUCACACCUAGAGGCAAAGAUUGAGUCACUGCUGUCCUCCUCGUUGGGAGAGGUGGGCAGUGAUCCUCUGCGCAGUGGUCCUCCACUGCUCACUGACAGUGUGUGGGAGGAGUUGCGUGAGACAACAAGAUGUCUCUCAUCAUACAUCAACAAAUAUGGUGCAUCAGGCUUCAACGAGGCACAGCUACUCAAGAUAUCGAUAUGGGCAUUCGUUGAGAGCUUUAGAAGGUGGCGUGCCGAAGUCAUCAACCCCUACGACUUUAAACUCGUACUGGAGCUGUCGAGAUCCAUAAUACAUAAGAGUCCUGCAUCUAUUCUUACGAUCACUGACGACUUUUCAUGGUGCUCCCUACUGCUCUGCUUGUAUAAGUUCUACUGUCUCGUCAUUCGUCCUCACUUUGGCUACAUAUCUGGACAGCGCGAACUUGAAGAGAACUACAGUCAGGACCCUACACAGAUAUCGCUCACUCAAUCAAACGAGAUGGUCAAGUUCCUCGUGUCACUGCUCUACAAUCGCAACAGUUGCAAGCCAAUGGAGGGAUCACACAUUGGUCAACUGAUCUUUGAUUCAUUCAUUCGCUCCAUCGUGCCGCUUAGCUCCAAAGCCUUUGACUUUAUCUAUCCAGCACUGACAAACACCAUCACAGAGGAUGAGUACGGAGGUGGCAUCAUCCCCAACUGUCCACUCUUUGCCAGUACACUAUCCCCAGAGCAGAACCUGGAAGGAUUUGUUCGCUACAUCAACUUUGUUGGUCUGCCCGAUGACUUCCAGUUCAACAGGAUCUGGCAAAUAUUGGAGCCCAUCUUCUUUGCACCACUGGGAGACGCAGAGAUGGGCUCAGACGAGAUCACUGAGGAGUCCAAAUGCUUGGCUCUCAAGGGCAUCACACUGAUGAUACUCAAGGCCUGCUUUGAGAUCAGUGACAUCAAUGCAUCAACCAACCUACUGGAAACAUCUGGUAUACCACAUCCUCUCUACAACCAUGUACCUCGAGAGAAGGACCUGGUCUUCUUACGUACCCACAGUGGAAAGAAGGUCAACCGACUUCUCUCUAUCAUAUACGGUGCAUUGCCACAAUCAGAACUGCCUCUGGGAGGAGCAUCAGAGUACAGCAACCUUUCUGCGGUCAAUGAUGGCAACUCAUCGGCUGACAUGUCAAGCUACCACUUCAAUAUUGAACGAGCCUUUACCAAUGGACAGAUAACCUCUGGUCAGAUAUCAUUGGCGGACCUGAAGCAAUUCCGUCCACCAGUACACAUUGGUAUCAACUUUACACCAAUCAUCGAGAAGGCACUGCAGACAUUCGAAUCAUUCCUCAUCAACACUAUGUGUCCACCACUACUGCGCAAAGAGAUACUCAACUCGGUCAUUCUUCUGUCGGAUAUCUUCAACAGAGAUCAGUACAUGUGGAUGUACAGAGUGUUUGGUACGAUCUAUGCCGCAGAGGACAAUGAUGAUUUCCUCAUCAAGCAGCACAUCAUACUGGGCAUCUGCAAGGCUAUCACAGUUACAUAUCAACCAGACACUGUUGAAUCCCCAGCACACCAGGCACAGGUGUUUGAAAUGCUGAAGCAGGCAUUGGAGCAUCACAACAUCUCACUACAACAGGCCGCCCUCGAUGGCAUCCUCUACCUGUUGGAGGGUAAGGUCCACAGAUACAUCCAAGGUUCUCUCUUGCAGUUCUUGUUCAGGUGGAUACCGUCACGUCUGUCGACAUCGCCCUUCCCACCCAUCCCAUUGACCCUACGUGUGCUUUCCACAAUGUUCCUUUUGAUCGAACAGUACAGUCGCGAGUCAGAAGAGAGCUCCUUCACCAAGAGAGCCGUUGUCAUUUGCACCACUCUUGGACAACCAUCAAUACCAUUGCCCAUCGUGUAUGGAGUAUUCCGUGGACUCGAUCGUCUGUUGGUCUCAUUCUCUCUGUCACAUUCCCAACGAGAGUACAUCUCACACUUUGCUAUGAAGUCACUGCCCCACGAGAACCCGAUCCGAUCGAUGCUUGGCCUGGCACUGAUGGUCACUUGCAUGUACACUGGUGAUGAGACAGGCUCGUCAUCGAUGACUCCAUCAAUCAGCGGAAAGAAUCCCUUGAUGUCCUCACCAAACACAUCAAGCAACGCACUGGCCUUCAACGGUGGUUCACCAUUUGAACUGUCCCAAUCAAUGUCAUUCUCCUCAGACUCAAUACUCGAGCAAGAGGACAUGUUCAAUAUUGAUAGCACGGAGCGACAGCUCUACUCUCAGGUGAACAAUAUGGAGAAGGUCAAGAUGCUUUUUGAUAAGAUCAAACAAGUAUCACACUAUUCCUACGAGACAUUUGUAUUAUCAGAAGUGAUACCAACAGUCAUUGUUGACUUGUACCCAUCUGUGGAUCAAAUAUUGUCAUUCAUUCUUGGCGAGUUCCUCAAACAAGGAAAGUCCAAUCCAAAGUUGAUGUGUCAGAUCAUUUCCAAGGUGUUUGAAUUGUUGGUGGAGAGAGAUCCAUCCAAUCAGACACUGAUUAAUCACUGGAUCAUUAUUUGUUUGGAGAACUUUUUCCAGAUACAGAAUCCAGUGCAAUGUCAAUGGGCACUCACCUAUUUAUUCUUAUGCGCAUCACCAUUGGCACCAUUCAAACUAAUUGCCAUGGAACUCUCAUCCAAGAUCCAACCGAAUGACAAGUUGUUCAACAUUGCUGCAUCCGAGUUCUACUACAGCAACUCGGCGGACAACCAACGACAAUUUAUGAUCUCCUUCAAUAAGAUGAGGUUCGACCUAUGUAAUCUAAACCCUAUCAUCAACAUUCAACAACAGCAGCAAUAA
Acytostelium subglobosum LB1 is the source of this 8229-nucleotide messenger RNA. RefSeq lists its product as hypothetical. Bases 1 to 8229 code for a protein of 2742 amino acids. Gene Ontology annotation, cellular component: cytoplasm. NCBI's taxonomy places the organism in Eukaryota, Evosea, Eumycetozoa, Acytosteliales, Acytosteliaceae. The record is from RefSeq and is a predicted model, not a curated record. The transcript is spliced from 6 exons.